AUGGAUAAAGCUAGCUUAUUAUUGCUUGUGUUUUAUAAGAUCCUCUUCAUUUUACCAGUAUAUUGUGCACCAAAUGACUCCAUAACUCCAUCCCAACCACUCAAGGUAGGACAAACUCUCAUCUCCACUGGACAAAUCUUUGAAUUAGGCUUCUUCAGUCCUGGUAACGCAAGUGAACUGUAUAUUGGAAUCUGGUACAAGAUUGAUCCCGAUCGUAGAAUUGUUUGGGUCGCAAACAGAGGAAAUGCACUCUUAGCAGAUGACCUGGCUUCAAGGCUGAUAAUCAGCAGUGAUGGGAAUCUAAAGCUUAUGGAUGGAAAGCAAGAUAUUGUCUGGUCAACAAAUGCUUCUGUCCAGUCUAAUACCACAAUUGCAGUGCUUACAGAUGAUGGAGAUUUCAUCCUUAAAGAUAAGAUUUCAGGGGCAACUCUGUGGGAAAGCUUUUAUUAUCCUUCUGAUACAAUUUUAGCAACCAUGCAGUUAGGAUUGAACGGUAGAAGUGGUCAGAAAAGUUUCUUGACAUCUUGGGAAAAUGAUAAUGAUCCAGCACCUGGAAAGUUUGUCGUUGGACUUUCAGACGAGAAACCACCACAAGCUUUCACAUGGAAUGGUACCAAACCAUAUUGGAGAGGAGGUCCAUGGGAUGGAUGGAAGUUCAUUGGAAUUGAAGAUGAGGAUAAGGGGUAUGCAAAUGGAAUAAGUCUGACAACAAAUAAUCAAAUAGGAGCCUCAUGUAUGACUUUCAACAAUUUCAACAAGUCCUACAUCUCAAUUAUGGUAAUUUUACCAACAGGUAUGUUGGAGAUACUGCACUGGGAAGGACAACAAAAUCAAUGGAACGUGUCUUGGGCAGCACCUCAGCAUCCAUGCGACGUAUAUGGAACUUGUGGACCCUUCAGCUCUUGUAGCAAGAGUCGCUCUCCACCUUGUGAGUGCCUCAAAGGGUUCUUCCCGUUGUCUAAUGAGGAAUGGAGUAAGGGAAAUUGGACAAGUGGAUGCGUGAGGGGUACACAACUGAUGUGUGAUGGAAACAGUAGCAACUUAAUCUCCAAAGCAUCUAAACCGGAUGGCUUCUGGAAGCUCAGUCAGAUGAAAUUACCAGAUCAUUAUCUGUAUUUGUAUGAUGAGACUGACCAAGGGGGGUGUAGCCAAUGGUGCCUCCGUAACUGCUCUUGUCUAGCAUAUGCAUGUCCAGAUGGUAUAGGGUGUAUGGUUUGGGUGACAGAUCUUGUUGACAUUCAGCAAUUCUCAAAUGAUGGGGAAGAUUUGUAUCUCCGCCUUGCUAAAACAGAGCUAGGAGUAAAAAAGCGAUACACAGCAACCAUCAUCAGUGUCUUAUCUAUAUCGGUUGGUUCACUCUUGGGCUUGUUGAUAUGUUGUGUUAAGAGAUGGAAAGCAAACAGAAGAGCUACAGCACUUAGGCAUUCAGACACACAUAUCCAUGAACAAAAGUCAGAGACAAGUAAAUGGUGCGUAAUGAAGGGAUUCAGGAUAAAGUGCAUAGUAAAGGGUCUCUUUGUGUCGGAGAGAAAGGGCACUGUGAGAGAUAUUUCGCAAGAAGAUGUCCAGGAAGGUCCUGCAUCAGCAAAGUGGUCAUCCGAGCUUCCAAUUAUAGAUUUUAAUAGGGUAAAGAGAGCUACCAACAACUUCAGUGAAGCUGACAAGCUUGGUGAAGGAGGAUUCGGUGCAGUUUACAAGGGGAAUUUAGAAGAUGGACAGCUCAUAGCCGUGAAAAGGCUUUCAAGUCACUCAGGACAAGGCAUGGAGGAGUUCAAGAAUGAGGUUAUGUUGAUAUCUAAACUUCAGCACAGAAAUCUUGUAAGGCUGUUGGGUUGCUGCAUUCAAGGAGAAGAAAAGAUAGUCAUUCUUGAAUACAUGAAAAACAAAAGCUUGGACAAAUUCCUCUUUGACCGAACAAAAAGGUUGGAGCUAGAUUGGGCGAAACGGUUCAGCAUAAUUCAGGGCAUUGCCAGAGGGCUUCUAUACCUCCAUCGAGAUUCUUGUUUGAGAAUCAUUCACAGAGAUUUGAAGGCCAGCAAUAUUCUCUUGGAUGAUGACAUGAACCCCAAAAUCUCAGACUUCGGGCUGGCACGAACUUUCCGUGUCACCCAAGAACUAGCUAACACUCUCAGAGUUGUGGGAACUCUGGGUUAUAUGUCUCCAGAAUAUGCCAUGGGAGGCCUCUUUUCAGAAAAAUCUGAUGUUUACAGCUUCGGAGUUUUGCUGCUAGAGAUUGUCAGCGGCAAGAAGAACACCGGGUUGGGAUAUCAUGAAAAAUAUUUGAACCUUCUUGGCUAUGCGUGGCAAUUGUGGAACGAGUGUAAAGCUCCAGAAUUGCUGGAUCCAUCACUGGCAGAUUCUUGCACCCCAUCAGAAGUAAUGAGAUGCAUUCAAAUUGGACUUCUUUGUGUUCAAGACCAUGCUGCAGAUCGGCCUACAAUGUCAAAUGUGGUUCUGAUGCUAAGCAGUUCUGAAAGCGAAAUGGAACUUCCUCAACCGAGACAGCCAACAUUUACGUUUCAAAGCUUUCUAGAAUCUGAGCAUUUUCAAUCAGGGCUUUGCACGUUCAAUGUUUCCAUAAAUGAAGUUAGUAUUUCAAUGGUUGAAGUUAAAAGUAGUAAUGCGUGGGCAACAUUUAGGGAUUACGACAGCUGCAAAAGACCUACACCAUUGAUUACUUGGGAAGGAUGGUCUGAUCUGAUGACUGUUGACAUAACAAGAAGAUUAGGCCAGAAAAUGAUAUUCAAUCAACCCACUUUGCAGAUGUGCAUAGUUGAAUUGAAGAGCUUAUUGUUGCUUGUGUUUUAUAACAUCCUCUUCAUUUCACCGGUAUGUUGUGCAUCAAAUGACACCAUAACUCCAUCCCAACCACUCAAAGUGGGACAAACUCUAAUCUCAGCUAGGCAAAUCUUUGAAUUAGGUUUCUUCAGUCCUGGUAAUGCAAGUGAAUUGUAUGUUGGAAUCUGGUACAAGUUUGAUCCUGGUCGUAGAAUUGUUUGGGUUGCAAACAGAGAAAAUGCACUCUUGGCGAGUGACCUGGCUUCAAGGCUGAUAAUCAGCAGCGACGGGAAUCUAAAGCUUCUAGAUGGGAAGCAAAAUACUAUCUGGUCAACUAAUGCUUCCCUCCACUCUAAUAGCACAAUUGCAGUGCUUAGAGAUGACGGCGAUUUCAUCCUUAAAGAUAAUGUUUCUGGCGCAACUCUAUGGGAAAGCUUUUAUUACCCUUCUGAUACAGUUUUACCAAACAUGAACGGAAUGAAAAACGUCUCAACGUCCUGGGAAAAUGAGAAUGAUCCAGCGCCUGGGAACUUUUUUACUAUACUUUCAGAUGAAAAACCACCACAAUCUUUCACAUGUAAUGGUACCAAACCAUACUGGAGAGCAGGGCCAUGGAACGGAUGGCAGUUCAUUGGAAUUCCAGAUGCGACUAAGGGGUAUGCAAAUGGAAUGAGUCUGAUAACAGAUAAUCAAACGGGAGCUGCAUAUAUGACUUUCAGCACUUUCAACGAGUCCUAUAUUUACAUUAUGGUAAUUUUACCAACAGGUAUGUUGGAACUACUGCAAUGGGAAGGUCAACAAAAUCAAUGGAACCCGAUUUGGGCAGCACCUCAAAAUCCAUGCGAUGUAUAUGGAACUUGUGGACCCUUCACUGCUUGUAGCAUGAGUGGAUCUCCAAUUUGUGAGUGCUUGAAAGGGUUCUUUCCGCACUCUAAUGAGGAAUGGAGUAAGGGAAAUUGGACAAGUGGAUGUUUGCGGCGUACAGAGUUGAUGUGCACUAAGAACAGUAGCAACUUAACAUCUAAAGCAUCUAAACCGGAUGGCUUCUGGAAGCUCAGUCAGAUGAAAUUACCAGAUCAUUAUCUGUAUUUGUAUGACGUGAUUGACCAAGGGGGGUGUAGCCAAUGGUGCCUGAGUAACUGCUCUUGCCUAGCAUAUGCAUGUCCAGGUGGCAUAGGGUGUAUGGUUUGGGUGACAGAUCUUGUUGACAUUCAGCAAUUCUCAGACGGUGGGGAAGAUCUAUAUCUCCGCCUUGCUAAUUCAGAGCUAGCCGAGUCGUCUCGGUCUCGAGAUAUUUCGCAAGAAGAUGUCCAGGAAGGUCCUGCAUCAGCAAAGGGAUCAUCCGAGCUUCCAAUUAUUGAUUUCAAUAGGGUAAAGAGAGCUACCAACAACUUCAGUGAAGCUAACAAGCUUGGUGAAGGAGGAUUCGGUGCAGUUUAUAAGGGGAAAUUAGAAGAUGGACAGCUAAUAGCCGUGAAAAGGCUUUCAAGUCACUCAGGACAAGGCAUGGAGGAGUUCAAGAAUGAGGUUAUGUUGAUAUCUAAACUUCAGCACAGAAAUCUUGUAAGGCUGUUGGGUUGCUGCAUUCAAGGAGAAGAAAAGAUAGUCAUUCUUGAAUACAUGAAAAACAAAAGCUUGGACAAAUUCCUCUUUGACCGAACAAAAAAGUUGAAGCUAGAUUGGGUGACACGGUUCAACAUACUUCAGGGCAUUGCCAGAGGGCUUCUAUACCUCCAUCGAGAUUCUUGUUUGAGAAUCAUUCACAGAGAUUUGAAGGCCAGCAACAUUCUCUUGGAUGAUGACAUGAACCCCAAAAUCUCCGACUUUGGGCUGGCACGAACAUUCCGAGUCACCCAAGAACUAGCUAACACUCUCAGAGUUGUGGGAACUUUCGGUUAUAUGUCUCCAGAAUAUGCCAUGGGAGGCCUCUUUUCAGAAAAAUCUGAUGUUUAUAGCUUCGGAGUUUUGCUGCUAGAGAUUAUCAGCAGCAAGAAGAACACUGGUUUUGGAUAUCAUGAAAAAUAUUUGAACCUUCUUGGCUAUGCGUGGCAAUUGUGGAACGAGUGUAAAGCUCCAGAAUUGCUGGAUCCAUCACUGGCAGAUUCUUGCACCCCAUCAGAAGUAAUGAGAUGCAUUCAAAUUGGACUUCUUUGUGUUCAAGACCAUGCUGCAGAUCGGCCUACAAUGUCAAAUGUGGUUCUGAUGCUAAGCAGUUCUGAGAGUGAAAUGGAACUUCCUCAACCAAGACAACCAACAUUUACGUUUCAAAGCUUGCUAGAAUCUGAGCAUUUUCAAUCAGGGGUUUGCACGUUCAAUGUUUCCACAAAUCAAGUUAGUAUUUCAAUGGUUGAAGGUCGAUGA
This is a messenger RNA of Coffea eugenioides, 5139 nucleotides long. RefSeq lists its product as uncharacterized. Gene Ontology annotation, molecular function: protein kinase activity; ATP binding. The coding region runs from base 1 to 5139 and encodes 1712 amino acids. The transcript is spliced from 16 exons. Gene Ontology annotation, biological process: protein phosphorylation; recognition of pollen. Lineage: Eukaryota; Viridiplantae; Streptophyta; Magnoliopsida; Gentianales; Rubiaceae. The record is from RefSeq and is a predicted model, not a curated record.